CACGCGAGCUGCUUUCUGGGGAAAAUUGGGGCAGAAUCCAUGAUUGACGCUCGAGCUAUAAAACUCACCCAUAGUGCCCUCCUUGCCAUCUUGAGCGCCGCAGUCGCGGCUCCAGCCCAGAGUCACGGUGAUGGUGCAUCACCGCCACCAUGUCGAUUUGCAGUGCAGUGGAGUCAGGACGAAAUUCUCGCGAGAACAGAUGAGUUCAUCUGGGAUAUGCUCUACUGGGAGGGUAAGUUCCAUCAGGACGGCAUCGCUUACAACCAAGCCAACGGCAUGUCCUACGAUGGCUCUCAGAUCGACUGGGUUACUGGUGAGCGCACCGAGAAACAUACGUUCAGCGCCGCGAGCAAAGAGGCGCUGCAAAUCAUGCUCUACGCCCGUGCCAUUGACGGCUCACUCGAGGCCGCUAGAUUUUUGAGCUCCGACAACCUCAAGGCCGCCCCCGGGCUUGUGUUCGCCUUGAUGGAAAAGAAGCUCGAAACUUAUCUCGAAUUCAACGAGACUUAUCCCGGGUUCGGCGGUAACCUACCUUGGUUCGCUGCGAGCGAGAGAUACAUCGCUCCUCAACCCGAUUGGCAGAACAGAGUCCCUGCCUUGGAUAACGGCGAACUCUGGUGGGCAGUCUACGCGUAUAUCCACGCCCUCCAAAAGACCGACCGAUCAGACUACGCCCAGCAAGCCGAGGGCUGGCAACGCUGGCUCGAUACCGUCACAAACAACAUGCUCCAGAUCUUCUACCGGGGCAACGGCGUUGUGUGCGCCGUGACCGAGAUCGGAGACCCGACUCUGGCUGUCGACCAUCCCGACCAGACGUACAAGUGCGAGGGUGCGGGCGUCCUCAAUGAUCCGUACGAAGGAGAGCUAGUCGCGUACUUCUUUCAUCUUUUCGGUGACCUCUCCCCGGAAGACAAGGAUGCGCUUUGGGUGGCGAAACGCCCGCAACUGGUGAGGGAUGAAUAUAAGAUUGGGGGUGUUGGCCCGAUCACCGUUGAGAGAGGCUAUUGGUUUUCCGGCCACGAGCCCUGGAAAGUCCUGGAAUUGCCCUUCUACGACGUUGAUAUCAUCCGCCGUGUCUAUCACAACAACGAGAGAGUGCGCACAUGUAACUCUGUAGUGACCAAGGUCCCGGGCCUUUUCGCAUCAGUCAACAACAUCACCGACCCCGAGACAGACACGAUCAUCGGGUACAUCUCGCCGGCGGGUAUCCCAUCCAUUGCAAACCAGACGGAGCAGUACCUCGAUGUCAUUACCCCCUACGCAACCUGGCCAACCAUCAUGUUCGACAGGGGCGUUGGGCUUGCGUGGUGGCAUAACAUGGUCUCUGGGAAGAAGAUGCAGAAUCCAUAUGGAAGUACCGAGUCGACUCGAGUAGAUGGGACUGGUGUCUCUGCGCUUCUAACAUGGGAUAGCAAGGUUCUAACUGUUGUUUCCAUCUUGGGCGGUGUUGGAGAUCUUGUCCGGGAAGGGUUGAAGGCAGAUGGGGUCUAUGACGAGUUCAUUCAGAUCGCCGAGAGAGAAUACUCGCUGGUCUUUGGCAAGAAGCUGAAGGGAGAAAAGACUGCCAUGUGCCUUCCGAAGAAGGAGGUACCGGAUGCUGGGCUGGAUGAUUUUGCAUCUUGCCAGGCGUAGGCAACUCGUGAUUUAUCGACUUUAAUAGCAGCGUGGGUUGAAUUGGCCCGUGUCAUUUUAAAAGCUUUUGUCUAGUAUCGGCUGUUGGAUGUGGUAUAAACACCUAAAGCAGUAUAUUUGUAACUCCCACACUUCAGACACGGUAUAUGGUUCUGAAU
Messenger RNA from Aspergillus calidoustus, 1790 nucleotides. The record is from the annotation of a GenBank genome assembly. Lineage: Eukaryota; Fungi; Ascomycota; Eurotiomycetes; Eurotiales; Aspergillaceae.